This is a messenger RNA of Mugil cephalus (flathead mullet), 845 nucleotides long. It is a transcript of the gene gh1, whose product is annotated as growth hormone 1. Lineage: Eukaryota; Metazoa; Chordata; Actinopteri; Mugiliformes; Mugilidae. Gene Ontology annotation, molecular function: growth hormone receptor binding; growth hormone activity. The transcript is spliced from 6 exons. The coding region runs from base 78 to 692 and encodes 204 amino acids. Gene Ontology annotation, biological process: response to nutrient levels; positive regulation of tyrosine phosphorylation of STAT protein; growth hormone receptor signaling pathway. Gene Ontology annotation, cellular component: extracellular region. The record is from RefSeq and is a predicted model, not a curated record.
AAACUAUCACAACAUAGAACUCCUGGUCUCAGGUCGGACUGAUCUCCUCCAGAACCUGAAUCAAUCCCGGACCAGCCAUGGACAAAGUUGUUCUCCUGCUGUCAGUUGUGUUCCUCGGCGUCUCACCUCAGCCAAUCACAGACGGCCAGCGUAUGUUCUCCAUCGCAGUCAGCAGGGUGCAGCACCUCCACCUGCUCGCCCAGAGACUCUUCACCGACUUUGAGAGCUCUCUGCAGACUGAGGAGCAGCGUCAACUCAACAAGAUCUUUCUGCAUGAUUUCUGCAACUCUGACUACAUCAUCAGCCCCAUCGACAAGCAUGAGACGCAACGCAGUUCUGUCCUGAAGCUGCUGUCUAUCUCCUACCGACUGGUCGAGUCCUGGGAGUUUCCCAGUCGUUAUCUGUCCGGAGGCUCGGCUCCGAGGAACCAGAUUUCAAUGAAACUGUCUGAGCUGAAGACGGGAAUCCUGCUGCUGCUCAGGGCCAAUCAGGAUGCGGCCGAAAUCUUCCCUGAUGGCUCUGCCCUCCAGCUGGCUCCGUACGGGAACUACUAUCAGAGUCUGGGAGGAGAAGAGUCGCUGAGACGAACCUAUGAGCUGCUGGCGUGCUUCAAGAAGGACAUGCACAAGGUGGAGACCUACCUGACGGUGGCUAAAUGUCGGCUCUCUCCGGAAGCAAACUGCACUCUGUAGUCCUGACCCCUUUAUGAUACAGUUAUGUGUGUUAUCUUUCAAUUAUUAGCAUUAGCAUAGCCCUGGUCUGUGGUUUGUGGGUGGUUUUCUAAUGUCACUAGAAACGAUUGAUCUCAUACUGUCUUAAAUGUGAAAUAAAGUGUGUUGCAUAGA